Molecule: messenger RNA, 499 nt
Organism: Ceratosolen solmsi marchali
Lineage: Eukaryota; Metazoa; Arthropoda; Insecta; Hymenoptera; Agaonidae
Gene: Nedd8
Product: Nedd8 ubiquitin like modifier
Exons: 4
Coding region: 120-353 (77 amino acids)
Molecular function (GO): protein binding
Source: RefSeq, a predicted model, not a curated record
AAAUUGCGGAACACAACGAACUACGAGACAAAUUUCCGGUUACCCGCCUAUACUGAGUAUCGUGAUCGUUGUGAAAAUUAAUUUUUGUAAUUUCGACAGAUAGAUCAUUAGCUACAAAAAUGUUGAUUAAAGUGAAGACCUUGACGGGAAAAGAAAUUGAAAUAGAUAUUGAGCCUACUGACAAAGUCGAAAGAAUCAAAGAACGAGUCGAGGAAAAAGAAGGCAUUCCACCACAACAACAAAGACUGAUAUUUUCAGGAAAACAAAUGAACGAUGAAAAGACUGCCCAAGAUUACAAAGUUCAAGGUGGUUCGGUUUUGCAUUUGGUACUUGCUUUAAGAGGAGGUCUAUGAGACUUUCCUGUGGAAUGCAAAGUGUAUUUUAUAAGGAAUGAAAAACUACACUGAAAAGCUUUCGUAAAUUAAUUUGUUUUUAAUGUUUAAGCUUUAUAAGUGUAAGAUGUAAAGAGUAAGAAUAAAAAAAUAAAUAAUUUAAAAUA